AUCUCUAGUCUGAUGGAUGAGACGGAUGAGGAAGAGGAGGGCGACCAGUGUCGUAUAUGCCAGUCUGGCGCGGGCACCCCCACCAACCCACUGCUCUCGCCGUGCCAGUGCUCUGGCAGUCUGCACUACAUCCACCACGACUGCCUCAAGAAGUGGAUCCAGACCAAGAUCGAGUCAGGUGCCGGGAGGAGUUCGGUGACUACCUGUGAGCUGUGUAAAGGGACUCUGACUCUGGACCUGGACGGCUUUGAUCUGGAGGAGAGCCUUCAACGGCAAGCUGAAGCACAGGCGUCCGCUGGUCCUGAUCUGCAUCUGAUGAUGCUGCUGCAGAGUCGCUUCACAGGACUCAUGGCCGCCAUACAGAACCACAACGCAGUGGUCUCACAGGAGCGAUUCUCAGGCCUCAUGGCAACUAUCCAGAGUCAUGCUGCUUACCUCUCACAGAACCUGAGAGAGAGGAUGGAAACAGGAAGUGAUGGAGCUGGGGGGCGGACCUAUGAAAUGACCACACCCCUAAGAGGAGGGGCAUCAGACUCGGACUCUCAGUAGUCUCCCCUCUGAGGUCUUCAAAAUCAAUUUAUUAAAAUGAAUUUGAUAUGUUU
Engraulis encrasicolus (European anchovy) is the source of this 602-nucleotide messenger RNA. RefSeq names its product E3 ubiquitin-protein ligase MARCHF7-like. The transcript is spliced from 5 exons. The record is from RefSeq and is a predicted model, not a curated record. The coding region runs from base 13 to 549 and encodes 178 amino acids. NCBI's taxonomy places the organism in Eukaryota, Metazoa, Chordata, Actinopteri, Clupeiformes, Engraulidae. Gene Ontology annotation, molecular function: zinc ion binding.